Messenger RNA from Wasmannia auropunctata (little fire ant), 7409 nucleotides. RefSeq names its product MOXD1 homolog 2 (gene olf413). Gene Ontology annotation, biological process: octopamine biosynthetic process; dopamine catabolic process; norepinephrine biosynthetic process. Gene Ontology annotation, molecular function: copper ion binding; dopamine beta-monooxygenase activity. The transcript is spliced from 9 exons. The record is from RefSeq and is a predicted model, not a curated record. Bases 822 to 2801 code for a protein of 659 amino acids. Gene Ontology annotation, cellular component: secretory granule membrane. NCBI's taxonomy places the organism in Eukaryota, Metazoa, Arthropoda, Insecta, Hymenoptera, Formicidae.
GUCCCGGCUUCAGGUCGCGGCGGCGUUCAGUUCACAGGCGGGUGCCGUGGCGCGCGGUUGGCCUGUGUGCGGCGUUGUAACGGAGUGCGUGUUUUUCCCCGUUUGCGAGAGGAAGAGAAGGAAAAGGAGCAAAAGGAAGUCGAUUGAAGCUUCGAGAUCAUCUAAUUCGACGGACGAGAGUCGGCGAGAUAGUGAUAAUACAGUUUUCUUCGUGAGUAAUCGUUCGAUCUCGGAAGAACGACGAGACCCACGGUGUUAUCCUUUGACAAAAUCUCAGCUCCGAUCGCGACGGACGUACAUCUCUCUCUUUCUCUCUCUCUAUCUCUCUCUCUGUCGCCCGUUCAUGAGAAACGGAGUUUCGUAUUUCUCUUGCGCGAGCGUCGGCCCGAUGGAACCUAUCGAUCGCAAUCAGUGGAUGGUGUGAUAUCUGCUUGAUCGCGCAAAAUCGGUGCGCGCAACUUUCGUAGCGUCGUGACGACGGACGUCAACAAGGAGACGAGAGAGUGACGCGCAGAUAAACAGAUCGAGAGAGGCGCGAGUGGUUGUCUAUCAACCGAUACUCGCUGUCGGGAGAGUUAUCGGCUUCAAUUGUAGAAGGGCGUAAUCGAGGAGUUCGUAAAGUGAGUGAGUGACAGUGGCGGAAGUGUGUGAUCGCCGGGGCGGCGGGUGAUAGGGAGUUCUUAACGACGCGGGUGUGUAUAACCGACGGAGAGGAUCACACCGUUCCUCGAGACCGACGCUCAUCAAACUCGGCACAGGCUCGGGGACAUCUUCGUGGUCGAUAUUUCUGAGUGAUGUUUUGAGCAGCACCGCGCGGAAAGAUGAAGACUGCGGUCGGCUCGUUCCUCCUUUUGCUCAUCGGCGGCGUCGUCUCCGUCGAAUGGAAGCACAGCGCCGUCCUGGACAACAAUUUCUUGGUGCUCUGGACGCCCGAUGAGAAGGACGUUACAUUCGAGAUCCAGGUGAAGACCCUCGGCUACGUCGGGCUCGGUUUCACGAAGGACGACGGCCGCGCCGGGGCUGACAUGGUCAUCGGAUGGGUCGAUAACAACGGCCAGGUCCACCUUCAGGACCGGCACGUGAAGGACGCCAGCAGAGAUCCGCAGAUGGAUUCGAGCCAGGACUACCGGCUGUUACUGGGUUACGAGAACAAGACGCACACGGUGCUGCGCUUCAGUAGACGAUACGACACAUGCGACCCGCGGGACCUGAAGAUCACGAACGACACGAUGCAAGUGGUGUGGCAGUAUCACGUCGAGGAGCCGGUGUCAGCGGCCGGUAUCUUGCCCGAUCACGGGGCAGUGCGAGGAUCGAGGCCGCUGUACCUGGUGCAAAGGGACGCGCAGCCGAGACGAAACUCGCGUAAUCAGGAAGCGGAGCCGCCUCUCAAGAUCUGGGACAUUCUGAACAAGCAGGUUCGUUUACCCAUGGGGCAAGACACGCUGCUCUGGUGCCGUGUCCUGAGGAUGCCGAGCAUUAAUCAGAAACACCACGUCGUGAAGUACGAACCAGUUAUUCAGCCGGGAAGCCACGAAUACCUUCACCACAUGACCCUGUACGAGUGCCGCGGAGAUCAAGCCGAAUUGGAAUCCGCGGCUGAAACGACCGGGAGUGUCUGUUACGUUCCUGAUGAACCCAAAUACCAAUGCAACACGAUCGCAGCCACUUGGAGCCUCGGGUCUGAGGGCUUUAAUUAUCCGCCGGAGGCCGGAUACGCGCUCAAUCCGUACGCGGGGCCGCGCUACUACAUGCUGGAGACCCACUACACGAACCCGCAGCUGGACGCCUUCAUCAGCGACAGCAGCGGCCUGCGUCUUCUCUACACCGAUCGGCUGCGCGGCCAUGACGCCGGUAUCCUCAGCGUUGGCAUCGACCCGAACUGGCGGCAUAUAAUACCGCCCGGUCAGCCCGAGGUGGUCUCCGAGGGCCACUGCAUCGCCGAUUGCACGGGCCAGACGAUACCGAACAGCGGCAUUAACAUGUUCGCCGUGAUCAUGCACACCCACCAGCUCGGCAGGAAGGUCCGCCUGCGGCAGAUCCGCGCCAGCGAGGAGCUGCCGCCGAUCGCCGCCGACACCAACUACGAUCCCAAUUAUCAGGAGUAUCGGAGGCUUCAGAGACCGGUCAAGGUGUACCCGGGUGACCAUUUAGUCGCCGAAUGCACGUACUCGUCCGAAUCUCGGUCGGCCAUUACGCUCGGUGGCCUGGGAACGAGAGAAGAAACCUGCCUGGUGUCCGUUCUCUAUUAUCCUCGCAUUGAAUUAUCUCUUUGUUAUUCUUUGCCUUCGCUGCCGACAGUGCUGCACAGCUUGGGAAUCCAGAAAUUAAAACAGGGUUCCAGCCCGGUGAUGAUCCAGGAGCCGCCGGAUCUGAAGGACAUGACGCUCGAGGAACGGCUGGUCAGCUACGACUGGGAGUCGAAUUUUCAGAGUUUCCAGGAGGCCACUCGCAGCGGCACGUUUAAGCCGCUGUGCGGCAGCAGUAAGGGCGCCCUGCCCGGUACGGACAACCUCGAGGUGCACUACCCGCGCAUCCUCAGGCCCUGGGAGGAGACGAGCGUGCCCUGCUCGAAGAAGCCGCUGCGGAACAAAUUGUCGAUGCUGUUGAGCGAGGACGGCGACAUCGGCACGCCUGCCGACAGCGAGGAGACGAACACGGUCGAGCGAGGUCAGCUGGUGCGCAGCAAGGUGUCCCGCAGCAGCGACGCGGGACCCACGGCCGGUAGUUCCUGCGGCCGUACGGUAUCGGCGGCGGUGAUCUUGGCCGCCGUCACCGUCGUCGCCGGCGCGGCGUUCAGGUGAACGUCGCCGCCGGACGAGCGGUCGUUCGAGUUUCACUCGUCGGAUCCAGGAUCGCCCUGAUGAUCGUCCAUCGCGAUCGAACCCGCGACGGACCGUGCAACAACAGCAGCAGCUGGAGCGUGCAUAUGUUUGCGUAAGUAUAUGCCAAUCUCUCAGCGACGCGGCUCUAAUUAGAUUUAGAUAAGUGUUACUGUCCUCCGAGACCGAGCGCACCCGCGGGAUUCGGUUCUCGGGUGAUUCCGAUCGGCGGACUUCUUUUUUUUCCGAGGCGGGGUGACCUUUCCAGCACGGCUAGUGGCUGGCGCGAUCUUUGCCGUGUACCAAUAGCGUGUUUCGUACUGAUAAUAAAGAUAAUAGAAGUUAUAGCCAUCUUUGGCCUUCGUUACUCCGAUACUGAAUAGUGAAACGUUUACAAUGAAGUAAUCUCGACGCUAUCUCGGUUUAAUUUUAGAGUGCUAUAGGUUCUGCAAAAAUUUUUACUGAAAUAUAGCGCAGCAGUUUACAACCGCGUCUCAUUUAAUUCACUUCAAAUUUAAAAAUUGAAUUUAUCUAAUUUGUAAAAUAAGUAGCUCGUAAAGAUACACGCGUGUAUCGCGAAGAAUUCGCCAGCCCUUAGUCGAGAAUGUCGAAUUUCUGCGAGUGGAAGAAAAGGACAAUUGCAAUCACCAUUCGAUUCGGUGUAGAUGAAACUUAUAUACAUAUAUAUAUAUAUAUAUAUCAUAGAAAACGUAGAGGAAAUUACCGAAUCCACGUUAUCUCGACUUAUAGGUGUUGAAAUAAAAUUAUGGUAAUUUUACGGAGGCAUGUCAUCGAAAAUAUCUCAUCCACACACGGUAUUCGAUUUUACGAGCAAGAAAUGUUAAUUCUCUCUUUUCUAAUACAAUCUAUUUAAAAGCUAUCUAAAUAAGGAGUAUAAAAAUAAGCUUAAUAAAAUAAUUAAAAAUAUUUUACAAUUUUUUAAAUUAAAUUAAAUUAAAGAUCUGUUUGCAAAGAGGCAUCUCUUAUGAAAGCUUGACCCCAAAAGAAACUUCGUUUCCUCAAGGCAAAUAAUUCUACGAAAGUUAUUUUCAGAAGAAGAACAUCUACAAAGUGUACUUCAUUUAGAAAAUGUCCUUCACGUUUUUUAUUUUUAGCAUUCGCUUUUUUUUUACAUGGAGCCUUCAAUUCUUUCACUAUCGAUAGCUUUUGAGAAUAGAUACGAUUUUGAAACUCGAUAUGACGAUAAUCAAAUAUUCAUCUCAGCAUUUAAAAAUCGUCCAGAAAGGAGAGAGUUAAUGACGCUGCGCUGGCCCGGAAGCCGGAUGUGGAUGUGCGGCAUAUUAAUUUUCACCCGCGGUAAAACCGAGCCACGGGAGAUCGGAUCUAUCGUGUUCUCGUUUCGGCGAUCGGCUUUUCCCUUUUCGCGACUUCCGUUCGCGCGCACCAUUGUUAUGUAAUGGAGAAUUUUUGCGAGCGCAGCAGCACUCUCUUCGAAAACACGGUAAAAGCGGAAGUCCCCCCACGCUCGCGAUGCGAAAUAUCUAUAAAUCGUCGUGACAGUUUUCACUCGAAAUUUAUAUUGUUAUUUAUAUUCGGGACAUUUGCAUUUACCAUAUUCGAAGUACGCUGUUGCAAAAAAAAAAAGAACAAUCUGCAAUGUCCCGCGUGCUCGCGUAGGAUGACCGUAGCGGGAUAUCUCCCGGAUACGAAUACAUCGGCUCUGUGUCGUACUUUAGCACGUUAGAAUCAAUAAUGCAAGAUGCGAUGGAAAUGAAUAACACGAGAACUUCCUUGUUCUUUAUAUACUACACAUUUAUUGCAUCGAUAUAUCGACUCACAAGUAUAAUCAAAACUUCGAAGUAUCAUAUAUAUUACAGAGGGGACCUAUGAAUCAUUCUGUUUCGCGCAAAAUUAUUUUUUACACAAAAUCUUGAUAAACGCGUAUAGGGAAUAAAUAAACUAAACAUAUUGAAUUGUGGACUGCGAUUAUAAUUAAUAAAUAAGAUGUAUAUUACGAAAAAUAAUAAUAAUAAAAUUAAGUGACAUUUUAUUUUUAAUAACUUGUAAUCGAGAGCUAAACUUUGUUGUUUGUAGAAUGUAAAUAUUAAUCUAAUAUUCUCUUAACAUUUAUAUGAAAUGAUAAUAAUCGAAAUCGAGCGAGUUCGUUUCAUGCAAAUGUAGUACUUCCUAUCAUUGAAUACGAAAGUGACUGGUGACAGCAUUAUUCAUUUAUACUUUAAAUUAAUUAGUUCGUCUUGCGAUCGCACUGCCUUGAUAAAGCUGCCAUUUAUUGUCGUCGCCCGUGAGUCAUUCUAUCAUCAUCGAUUUCGAGACACUGCCUUAGCGCUACCGCUCGAAGCUACUUUUAGGUCGCAUUAUAAUGUAUCUAUUCCAUCUUGAUGGGUGGAGUGGGUAGCAUUUAAUUAUAUUUGAAAAGAAGCAUUGGAAAUGUUUUGACCUUUUUUUUACGUACGACAUCGGCCGAUGAUUCCGAACGAGAGAUAUCUCUAGCGAAUUUUCGCGAUUCUCGUCGACAGAGCGGAAUAUUAAUUUAAAAACUUCUUUCGAGCUAAUCGCAAGAGUUUAAUUGUUGGCUGUUUAUUUGCUGUUCGAGAACCGGGCGAGACGUCGCGAUUCUCGCGAAAGAACGUUUCGUGAACUUAUUUUUCAGGGAUACGACAUGUGCUUUCUCCAAAGUUUUUCUCAGUGCGGUAUUUUCCAAUUUAAUUUUGACAUUUCGUAAUCGGAUUUUUUUUUGCUCAGAAAAAAAUCAUACGCAACCGGUGAAUGGAAAAUAUUGAUCAAAUCAUUAAAAUUUUAAAAAUAUAGAUGUAUGUAACGUCCAAGUUAUAUGACGUUAUAAAAAGUUAAUCACAAAUUCAUUUGAAAUGCGAUGAAAAAGUAUCGUGAUUUUUUUUUACCUUAUAUUUUCCUAUAGAGAAGGAAAAGUGUAAGGUCAAAUCAAGCUAAGAAAGCUAAAUCGAAUAAGAUCAAUAUUUUUAUUGCGAUUUUAAAUUUUCAGGAAUUUUUUUUAUAUUCAAUUUAAUGAAAAAUGAAUUUGGAAAAUUAGAAUUCUAAAAGUAACGUUAUUUUACGCAAGAAACGUAUUUUCUACUGUAAUAAAAAUUGUCCGCAAAAUUUUGCGGAAAACAAUGUUUGGGAAAUACUGUCCUGAUAACUUCGGCGGUCGCGCGAUAAAUGUGUGGCACUUCACUACGUCGUGCUCGCACGGUUCUCGCCGAAGUCUGUACAUUUUGUUAAUUAGACCGUAGCGAUAAAGGUGCAUUUUUUACAUUAAGAUUGUAUAAGCAUUGGUUGAUUUGCACGCGAUGGUAAAUUUCGUGCGAGAAUCUAACAAAAAAAAAUAAUAAUAAUAAGUCUCGCUAUCAGAAUCGUAUUCGUAAUCUCUUUUGUUGAAGCGUUUUACGAAGGGGUGUGUUACUUAACCAACGUUUAUAUAUAAAUAUAUAAAUAGACACGCUAUAUGUAUAUUAUACAUACCCGACGACUCUUUGUAAUAUUCUGUACAGUUUAUUACGUGUAACGUUAUUCACGCGCGUUUGUCAACGCUCGCUUGUCGUACAUGGGCGAUUAUUUAUUUUUUAUUUAAUGUAUAAAUGCGAUAUAACUUGCGACUUGACACAUCUCUCAUUGUUGCGUACACACGGUACACGUACACACAGACACUUUUUCUCGCACUCUUUCGAGAUUUUGAUGAAGUCAAGACACACACAGGGACACUCGAUUUGCCGAGAAAUCAAUAAAUUGUGUGAUUCUUAUUAAUUUUAUCCAUACUAGGGAUAUCGAAGAGUAAUCGAUACUGCGCUUGAACGUGCGAUAAUUUACGAUUGCUCAACGUAUAGGCUAAGUUAUUAAUUAUAACUCUGUAAAUCUAUGAUCAGCGAUUUAUGAUUUUGUAAUGUAUUUUUUUUUAAUGAAGUUAUUCGAUUUUUACCAAAGUUUCUGUUUAUCUUCAAUUUAUUGAUUAAUUAAUAUAAUUACUAUUACGAUCGUAAAAUUGAUGUUAUUAUUAGCCGCAUACUUCAAUCAGCUGCACGAUACAAAUAAAUAUAGAUGACGUGCCUAUAGUAAACUCGUGAACGUUCUCAAGGGCUAAAACGAACGUUUUGAACGAUACGAUCUGCAUGGCGAUUUGCAUUCGAUUCGGAAGCUUCUCCCGAUAAUUUCCAUUUAAAUGACUCUCGACUCGGAUUUGUUCUUUAUUCUACCUCAUUUCGAAAUCAAACGAAACGGAAGUGUCCCUAAACACGCGCUGUUACCGAUUUUCAAUUUUGCAUGGGUAUUAACGGAAAAAGAAAGAAGAAACGGAGGAGUUUUGUUAACUUAAAAUUAACUUGAAAUUUUUUCGUCGAAUUCACAUUUUUCGGUGUUAGAUCGGAAAAUAUCUCUCCUUUCCCUCCCUGCUCUCCCUCUCGUAUAGAUAAAAUCUCAAAGUAGGCGCGACUAAUCGGUAUCGGACACGUAGAUACGUUUUACAAUUUAAUACUAACUGGUAAUUCGUAAAUGUCAUAGGAGAAUCUGUGUGUGUGUGUGUGUAGAGAAGACCUUAGGGCAAUCGAAUGGCCGUAUAUUAACCCUUAAGCAGUCGGGAUUCUCGAGAGUGUCUCG